This is a messenger RNA of Hydra vulgaris (swiftwater hydra), 1556 nucleotides long. RefSeq names its product transmembrane protein 143. NCBI's taxonomy places the organism in Eukaryota, Metazoa, Cnidaria, Hydrozoa, Anthoathecata, Hydridae. The record is from RefSeq and is a predicted model, not a curated record.
UUUAGAUCUUGUAAUAUUGUUUUUACAAUAAUAAAAGUUAAUGGCUUAGUAUUGUACAUCGGUCAUGUUUCAAUAUUUUAAAGUUCAGAGCACACUAGUUAAAAAUAUUCAUAUAGAACAGCUGAGAAAGACUUCAUUGCGUUUAUUUUCGUAUUCCAAAGUAUCAUUUGGCUUAAAUAAUGAAAAGUCUAAAGAAUUUUUAGAAGAUCAUAAGCAAAUUGCAGUUACUAAGCACAUCCCAGUUACAAAAAAGACAUUACUAAACAAAAUCAUUAAUGAAAGAAAUAUGCAGCAUUUCAAAAAAGAAAAUAUGCAAAAUGGCAAAACAGAGAUUUUAGAAUUUGCUAAACAUCUUGAAUAUUCUUGUUUAAAAGAUUCUUUGAUUGGACUUUCUGAACUUCAGCAAUUGUAUGUAUCUCUAAAUCCUGAUAAAGAGUCUGUUUCAGAGUUUCAUGUUGGGAAAAAACAACACUUGGAUAAUGAGUUCGUUUUAUUACAAAAGGUCGCUUCACUUUUACAAAUGGCUAAAUUCCAAGAAUUAACACAUGAUCAAAUACCAUACACUCUUGGUAAACACCCAGUUUCUGAGGGUGUUCUUAUUCAUAUUGAUUUAAAUCAGUAUGAUGUUCUUCGAAUUUGGAUUUUGGGUGAAGAAGAACAGUCUUUAAUUCAUGGGUGGAGAGACACAAUGAAAUAUUUUUUUAUGAACAUGUUCAAAAAGCAGCCAAAAGCCAUUUCAAUAUAUAAUCGUGUAGUAAUUGCAGUUCGACUUAAAAAGCAAAAUAAACUUCUUUUUAAAUCUUUCAAAGAUUUACCACAGUCCAGUAUAGAGUAUGUUUUACCUGAAGCUAGUAUUACCAUGUCAAUAAAUGAUAAAAAGCUUAUUACAACAUUUGCAUCAGCUUGUGGUUUGAGUAUUCUGAUUAAAUUAUGUACUAUCUUUAUAGACUAUAAUGCUAAAUGGACUUUUAUUGUUGGAAGCGUAUCUGGAUUGUUAACUUUACAUACUUGGAAUUCAUAUGUAAAAAAAAGAAAUCAAUACUUGAAUAAUACAUCAAAAAUACUAUAUUAUAAAACAUUAGCAACUAAUAAAAAUAUAUUGCAAUUAAUAACAGAUUCUGCCGUUAAUGAAAUUUUAAAAUCUACUUUAUUAUGUUACAUAUUUAUCCAAAACAUGAAAGAUUCAAAACCAGUUUCAGAAACAGAGCUAGGGAUUACUGUGCAAGAUCUAGAAUUGUCUAUUGAGAGUUGGUUUUUUAAAGAGUUUCAUAUUCAAUUAGACUUCGAUGCUCAAGAUGGUCUUCGAAAAUUAGAGCAAUUAGGUUUAUUAAAAGUGACUAGGAAAGGUUUAAAGACUCAUUUAGAUGUGCUUACCCUUAAUCAAUCAAUAAAUACUUUGUCUAAGAUCUCUGCAACAACUGAUGUUAAUUUAGUAGACAUUCGCAGUAACAAUCUGUUGGAAAUAAAGAAACUUCCAUUAGAUAUUAAUUUAUACAAAGAGAAGUUGCUGCAGGAGCAAACUGAAACAUUUUCUCGAGGAUGGAAUUAAAUUUUAA